Messenger RNA from Phaethon lepturus (White-tailed tropicbird), 1074 nucleotides. RefSeq names its product tripeptidyl peptidase I (gene TPP1). Gene Ontology annotation, molecular function: serine-type endopeptidase activity; tripeptidyl-peptidase activity. The annotation marks the transcript as partial. The transcript has 7 exons. The record is from RefSeq and is a predicted model, not a curated record. Gene Ontology annotation, biological process: central nervous system development; proteolysis. NCBI's taxonomy places the organism in Eukaryota, Metazoa, Chordata, Aves, Phaethontiformes, Phaethontidae.
CUUGCCCUCCGGCUGGGCCCAUACUGGCCGCGUGAACCCUGGCUACGAAGUGCAGCUGACCUUCGCCCUCCGGCAGCGCGGCAUGAGGCGCCUUGCCUGGCUCAUCAAUGCUGUCUCCGACCCCCACUCACCACAAUAUGGCCAGUACCUGUCCCUGGAGCAAGUGCGGGACCUUGUCCAGCCAUCCCCAGCCACACUCAUGGCAGUGCUGAAGUGGCUGCAAGGCCAUGGUGUUGAAAACUGCAGGACCGUUACCACCCUUGAUUUCCUGGAUUGCCGCAUGCCAGUGAGCACGGCUGAGCAUCUCCUGCCAGGGGCUGAGUUCCACCGCUACGUGAAGGGCCAGCACAGCGUUGUGCGCUCCCCGCUCCCCUACGCUGUCCCCGAGGAGCUGGCUGAGCACGUUGACUUUGUGGGUGGCCUGCACCGAUUCCCCGCAGAGAGAAAGGUGGUCAGCAGAGCCUGGGCCAAGAAGGAAACAGAGUCAAGGCAGCACUAUGGAGGGAGAGCGGCUUUCCACCUGGGUGUGACACCCUCCAUCAUUCGUAAGAGAUACAACAUGACAGGAGGAGACAUCGGGCUACUGCCAAACAACAGCCAGGCCUGUGCCCAGUUCUUGGAACAGUAUUUCCACCAGGCUGACCUGGCUGAGUUUAUGCAGCUCUUUGGCAGCAGCUUCGGCCACCGCUCUCAGGUUGACCAAGUGGUUGGGCACCAGGGCAAGGGCAAGGCUGGGUUGGAGGCCAGUCUGGAUGUGGAAUACAUCAUGAGCACAGGUGCCAACAUCUCCACAUGGGUCUUCAGCAAUGCAGGGAGACAUGAGAGCCAGGAGCCCUUCUUGGCCUGGCUGCUGCUGCUCAGCAACAUGUCGUCACUGCCUUGGGUGCACUCUGUGAGCUACGGGGAUGAUGAAGACAGCCUGUCACUAGCCUACAUGGAGCGUGUAAAUGUGGAGUUCAUGAAGGCAGCUGCCCGGGGCUUGACCAUCCUGUUUGCCUCAGGCGACGAUGGCGCUGGGUGCAGAAGGGUGCCUGGUGGGAACCACACUUUCCGGCCCAGCUUUCCAGCCUCCAG